CCCCUCAUGGACCAAUAGGAGAAUUUUCUACGAUCCAAACCCCAUAACUAUUUUCAAUUAUCCAAUUGGAAAAUAUGUCUGCACAUAUCAAACUAAAAAUUCUUCCAAAAUCUAAUCUCCGAUGGCCACUCUUUUACCGUCGCUGGAAGUUUCAUCAUUCCCCGCCGGUCGCCUUCCUCUGAGGAUUUCUUCUUACAUAAACCCUAGAAAUACGCAGAAGCUCGCUGUUUCCAGGUUUGGAAAUAGGGGUGCUAGGGUUAGGGUUUUUUCGUAUGUGAAGGAUUUGGAGGAGUCCCCGCCUUUGAAUUCCGAGAAUAAUUUGGGGUUUUACGCACAGUUCUCUGCUCCUGUGCAGACUAGCACCACGUCUUCAUCGACGGAAGUGAACGAGGAAGAGGAGGAGGAGAAGCGGAAUUACUAUCUGAAUACGGGUUAUGCUAUUAGGACAAUCCGAGAGGAGUUUCCUUUCCUCUUCUAUAAGGAGCUAAGCUUUGAUAUCUACAGGGAUGAUAUUGUCUUCAAAGAUCCAAUCAACACGUUUACUGGCAUUGAUAAUUAUAAAUCAAUCUUCUGGGCCCUACGAUUCCAUGGCAGGAUGUUAUUUAGGACCUUGUGGAUUGACAUUGUUAGUGUUUGGCAGCCAGUGGAAAAUAUGAUAAUAGUUCGGUGGACUGUUCAUGGCAUUCCCCGUGUUCCAUGGGAGAGCCACGGUCGGUUCGAUGGCACUUCAGAGUAUAAGCUUGAUAAAGAUGGGAAGAUUUAUGAGCACCGGGUUCACAAUAUUGCUCUGAAUGCACCUCCAAAGUUCCAUGUACUUGCUGUGCAGGAAUUAAUCGAAUACAUUAGCGGUGCCUCAACACCAAAGCCUACUUUCUUUGAAAUCUUUUCCCCUACCUCGAGAAACAUUGCUCCAGUAAUGAAAUCUUCAUGGCUGAGGCGGCACCUGGGAUCAAUUCUAGCCUCCUUAACGAGAAAUGAAGAGGAACAAUCAGACCACCAAACAUAGCAAGUUAAGUGCCAAAAAAAUUGAUGAAUUUCCGCUCUAGAGUCUAGAUUCCAAAAUUGAAUAAUCCAUACAUACAAGUAUAUAUGUACUAAUAUACUCCGGCAGGCAGAAAAACAUAUCUGGUGUUCUUUUUUUCUUUCAGGAGGGCAUCUACUUCUCUCUACUGUAUGCUUCAUUUGAGCUCCAGCUACUGGCUUGUGUUUGUAAACUCUGAAUGUUGUAAAUAUGUGUAUAGUAUAUAGCAUACCACGUGGUUGUUUUCC
This is a messenger RNA of Solanum dulcamara, 1269 nucleotides long. RefSeq lists its product as uncharacterized. NCBI's taxonomy places the organism in Eukaryota, Viridiplantae, Streptophyta, Magnoliopsida, Solanales, Solanaceae. The record is from RefSeq and is a predicted model, not a curated record. Bases 122 to 1006 code for a protein of 294 amino acids. The transcript is spliced from 2 exons.